GAAGGAAUACGCACGGCCAAGGAGAUGCGCAUGCACUAUCAAGGAGGAAUUCACUGUGGCUCCCAAGCAGCAUAAAUAGCGACGGCUGUCUCCACUCGACCGCUACCAACAGAAAUUCAGCGAAGAAGUCGUCGGCCGCACGUUUAUAAUUGUCGUUACCGCCGUCUUAACUUGACAGUUGCCGAUACUCUUAAGAACCCUUAACGAAAUCACAGGGUCGUCGUUGCUUCUUGGAUAUUUUAACCGUUAAGCACUCUCUAUUCAACUAAAAUGGCGUUCGGAAAGAAGAAGUCAAAGGACAAGUUGCCCAAAAAGAUCAGAAGCACUUCCGUGCAAUUGGGUACGCCAGCAAAUCCGUCUGUUGCCAUUACCGAGCCUGAACCCUACGAGCAAGCGGUCUCCUCUGAUCGCCCGAAAAGCACUCAUAUCCCUAAAGACUAUUACGGUCAAAAAAUUGAUGAGCCCGACGUGAACAACCCUACAAGAUGGAAAUUCGAGCGGCCGUUGGACACGGUUCGCGCAUGGCAUAAGCUGAUUGACGUGGAUUCUCAUCCAAUGUCGCAAAGGAGCAUUCGUCCUGAAAGCUCGCACUAUCGACCGACUGUUCAGUCGUUCCGACCAAUCUCAUUUGUCGGUGUCGGUAGCAGCGACCUGACGCAUGCUACUAGCGGUUCCUCCGGCAGCAAUGUUGAUGUCUCCAUGGAGCAAUAAGUUCUGCUUGUCCAUAAAUGGCUGACUUUCAUUUCCUUAAAAUUCUUUUUGGCAUCCGUACAUGGAGUGGAUAUCUGGUUAUCCUCCCCGUUAUGUUGUAUGGUUCUUGCUUUGACUGUUUCACUUUUCUCUCUUCAGCAUUCUUUUUAUUCUCCAACUCGCUCCACUCUUUCGUACAGUGUUAUUAUUUCUUUCACUCUGUUAACGCGGCGCUUCCAGCAGCUAGCUCCAUUGCUCUAGCAAUUGACAUGACGCCGACUGUUUGCUUGAUUCCUUCCACGUGUGCUUGUGCACCUCGCAAGUCUUCAAUGUUUUCUCUUCCUUUCUGUUUUUGUUUAUUAUGAUGAA
Molecule: messenger RNA, 1059 nt
Organism: Schizosaccharomyces japonicus yFS275
Lineage: Eukaryota; Fungi; Ascomycota; Schizosaccharomycetes; Schizosaccharomycetales; Schizosaccharomycetaceae
Product: fungal protein
Exons: 1
Coding region: 271-711 (146 amino acids)
Source: RefSeq, a predicted model, not a curated record